AUGUCGAAACGAAGAGCAGACGAUCAAGAAAAUGGUGGCGUGUCAUUGAAGAGCGGGGAGAGGCCAGAAAAGUCUGGAUUGGAGGACGAGGUGGGGGAGUUUGAGGAUGAAUUCGAGGACGAAUAUGAGAGCGAGGAUGAGAUAUUGGAGGCUGGAGUAGAUGGCAGACCCGAUGCAGAGAGAGAGGCGGAAGAGAAAGCUGCCAUGGAUGUAGACCAGCAGACAUUCAUAGUUGGUAGGAACAAACUGGAACCGGGUCAAACACUCUCACCAGAUCUAUCCACAUACGAGAUGCUCCAUGCACUGAGCACCCCAUGGCCUUGUCUGUCUUUUGAUAUUGUCAAGGAUAGCUUGGGUGACAACCGGAAAACCUACCCCGCCACGAUGUAUGCUGUUGCUGGAACCCAAGCAGAGAGCAGACGAGAGAAGGAGAACCAGUUGAUGGUCAUGAAGUUUAGUGGGCUCAGUAGAAUGGACCGAGAGCAUGACGAGGAGGAUUCUUCAGAUGAUGAGGAUGAAGACGCAGAUCCAAUUCUCGAGUCUGCAUCGAUACCAUUCACAUCAGCUACGAACCGGAUACGUGCCCACCAAAUUCCUGCAUCAGACUCUUCUCGACCUCCUACAACUCUCACAGCUUCAAUGACAGAAGCAGGCCAGGUUCUGAUCCACGAUGUCACUCCUCAUCUCGCAUCUUUCGAUACUCCCGGCACAAUAAUCACCCCUCAACAAAACAAACCAUUAUCUACGCUUCGAAUGCAUAAAUCAGAAGGCUAUGCUGUCGACUGGUCACCUCUCGUGUCGACUGGCAAACUCCUAACCGGAGAUAAUGAUGGGAAGAUAUUCGUCACCACAAGAACAGCUGGAGAAGGAUGGGUUACGGACUCGCGUCCGUUUACUGGCCACGAAGGCAGUGUCGAAGAACUUCAAUGGAGUCCCUCGGAACGGAAUGUCUUUGCCUCAGCGUCUAGCGAUGGUACUAUCAAGGUCUGGGAUGUGCGGAGCAAAAGCAGAACCGCGGCUCUCAGCGUCCAAGUCAGCAAUACGGAUGUGAACGUGAUGUCUUGGUCUCACCAAACCACGCACUUGCUUGCCUCAGGGGCUGACGAUGGUGUUUGGGCGGUCUGGGAUCUGCGUCAGUGGAAACCUAACACCGCCUCAUCUACACCAGCAAAACCAACGCCAGUUGCCAGUUUCAACUUCCAUAAGGAGCAGAUUACUAGCGUGGAAUGGCAUCCGACAGACGACAGUAUCGUGGCAGUUGCUGCUGGUGACGAUACCCUGACUUUAUGGGACUUGGCAGUGGAACUUGAUGACGAGGAGAGUAAGGAUACUGGUGGUGUGACAGAGGUUCCUCCUCAACUUCUGUUCGUCCAUUACAUGGAGAAGGUGAAGGAACUGCAUUUCCAUCCUCAGAUACCUGGUUGUUUAGUUGGUACCGGCGAGGCUUUUAACGUCUUUAAGACCAUCAGCGUCUGAAAUAAUGAAAAAGUAUACCCCCAGCAUUUUCUCGUCCAUAAAGUAGCAGUCUGAAUGUAUCAGUAAUCAGGGACAAGGAAAGUGUCUUAUAAAGCACAUAUUCUAGGUAUGAUCGAGUGCCACAAGCUUCGAGAAUAAUACAUGAGCUGAAGGAAGUGUGUCGCUGGCCAAUUGCUGGUGGUGGAAGCUCUCCUUUCUUGUCAUGGGGGCCAAAAAGCACAUUUUCAAGAUGUCUUUCACAUCAUUGGACUCCGUCUCAGGUCCGGCCAAGUAGAUGGUCGUCGAAAUGUAUCAUUGGGCAGGUGAAAUGUCUCAUGCGUCAGACCAUUCGUGGAAAGAGGACAUGUGGGAAAAGAGACAAGUCAUUGCUCCAAGUCAUCGAUUUCUCCACAGACAGGCCAGUUCGGAAGUCGCCGGAGUUUUCCAAAACGCCCAUCUCGAUCCUUCAACCUGACUGCUGGGACCGGCCACCGGCCAAAAUGCCUCACAUCAGCAGCA
Messenger RNA from Mollisia scopiformis, 1974 nucleotides. RefSeq names its product glutamate-rich WD repeat-containing protein-like protein 1. Gene Ontology annotation, molecular function: protein binding. The coding region runs from base 1 to 1476 and encodes 491 amino acids. The record is from RefSeq and is a predicted model, not a curated record. The transcript is spliced from 2 exons. Lineage: Eukaryota; Fungi; Ascomycota; Leotiomycetes; Helotiales; Mollisiaceae.